AUGGCUAAGACGAAGAAGACUUCGAAAAAGAGGAAGUCCACAGUUGCAGAUGAUGAACCGGAAUUCAUUCACACUAUACCGGCAGAAGGAGAUGGAGGAAGGCAGGAAGAAACACAACCUGAUGACACACAACUUGAAGACACUGAGCCUGGUAUGGCUGAGGGUACGAUAGAUAGCCAGAUGGAUGUACAUGAGGCUGUUCGAGAGAGUACGGAAGAACAAACCCGUAAGGAGACCAGUUCACAAGACGGUGCGAGAGAGGAUGUUCCUGAUACGGCUCAGCGACGGUCAAAGAAACACCGAGGACCCACUAAGAUGAAGGAUAUUGCAAAAGAUCCUAAUACCAGGAUAAAAGUGGAGUUCACAGAGUUGGGCGAACCUUGUGGUGAAGGAUCAAUGACUGGAGGAAAAUCGGUGAAGAGCGGAAGACAGUUCUGUUGA
Microthlaspi erraticum is the source of this 441-nucleotide messenger RNA. NCBI's taxonomy places the organism in Eukaryota, Viridiplantae, Streptophyta, Magnoliopsida, Brassicales, Brassicaceae. The record is from the annotation of a GenBank genome assembly.